Ectocarpus sp. CCAP 1310/34 is the source of this 1678-nucleotide messenger RNA. NCBI's taxonomy places the organism in Eukaryota, Phaeophyceae, Ectocarpales, Ectocarpaceae. The record is from the annotation of a GenBank genome assembly.
CGGAACGGACGCUCCACACGAGAAAUCGAUGACGAGAAGCAGGAAAGCACCUGUCGGUACCUACUCAUAAAGCCACCGCCGUGUGUGCAGCCGUAUCAACUUCGAGUCUAAGGAUUAUGGUAGAACGUGUCUUGGGAUCUGAUGCAGCCACCGCUGAAGCCUGUGGAGAUGCGCCUCGUCAUGGGAGCAAGAGAGAGAAGCUUGUUAUCCCGGAGGACGGAAAAUCUAACCUCGCUGACAGGCUCACAAUGCUGAAGCUAGGUAAACAGGGGAGCAAGGGCGGCGCAGGUGUAGCCUCGAGAGAAAGGCCGGAUUGGGGGGCACUCGAUGAGGAGAGGAAACAGGAGGGGCCGAGCUUGAUGGAGCAGAUGAUGGCAGAGGCAAUGGCGGCCAAGGAGGUGAAAUCUCAAGAGCAGCGGCUCGAACAGUCGAGAGAUGCUAAGCAAACCUUCGGGGGCGGGCUGAAGAAGGGAUUCCUGUCACGUCCCGCUCCCACUACUGCUGUCUCCUCAGCAGCACCAAAUAAACUAAACGGGGGGAGGAGAAGACAAAGAGGAAAAGACAGCACGAGCGGUGCCCCCCCUCCUGCUGAAGUGAAGAGGAGCAUACCCGUCAUCACCGGUCGAAAGGCGUCGUCAGGAGGACUUGAGUUCGAUGUGUCCGCCGAAGCCAGUAGCACCACCAGUGACAGCCUUCUCCUGCCCGAGGUGCAGGAAGCGAUGAAGCACUCCGCAUCGAACCCCCUCGGUGGAGCCAGCGGUGGCGGGGGGGGGCAGGAAUGGUUAACGCCCGAAUUGCUCCAAAAAAUCUCCGAGAAGCCGCUGCUGGCGGCGAUGCUGACCGACCCACGCUUCUCCAAAGCCAUGCAGCUCAUGCCUACCUCCCCGAAGGAUGCCCUCGGGAUGUUCGAAUCCAGCACCGAGGCCCGAGAGAGCUUCAUCGAGCUCAUGUCCCUGCUCUCGAAACAUUUCACGGCCAUGGGGGAGGCGGCCGACGAGAAGGCGGCGGCGGAGGAGGCGGACCGCAAGAGGGUAGCAGACGGGCCGCUGGCCCAGGAGGCGCUGCGACGGGCGGCGGAAGGGGUCGGCGUGGCGGCGACGCCUGCGACGGCGGAGGAAACCGCUACCGUAGAGAGGGUCCUUCAGCAGCCGGAGCUGAGAGAACUGCUCAUGGACCCAGGUAUGCAGAGAGUGCUGCAGGAGUGUGGAAACCCCCAAGAGCUGGCGCGGUACAUACGUCACCCGGAGUUUGGACCCAAGCUGCAGCUCAUGGCCAAGGCCGGCUUGAUUUCUUUCAGGCCUUGAAAAGCUGCAGUGGAUAGUGCGCGCAGUGGUAAAGAUAGGAGCCAGUCUGCGUAGUUCUUGGGACUUCAGGAAACUCCGGUGGACUCUUUUUAGCGUGUAUCUCGCGUCUCCUGUGCCAUGAAUCCUUUGUUGGUACUAGCCAAGUUCGUCUUUGGUGUGUCUUGUUUGAAGGAUGAGAUGGAUGUGUUGUGUCGUAAGAAAAAAGACGGGAAAAGCUCAUCGUCAAACGCAAUGAGAGUUGAGCAACACCUGCUGGGUACUGCACCUCGAAGUCGAGUCUGCUCAAGUAUUUCAGUGUUUAUCUUGUUUGGGUAGCCGCCCUGCCUCCUUUGGUCUGCCGGACAAUUUGAGAGGAAGAAACGAACUGGUAUCAU